GGGCCCGUCUGCCUGGCACCGCCCACAGCCCGCCCCUAGGACUGGUCUCCGUCCCUGGUGCUGACGCAGCCCAGGGCCGGGGGGCCCUCCCUCAGAGAGCUAGAAACCCUCGCCCCAGGCUGGGCGGCGGUGGCCCCCGCCCGCCCCAACCCGGAGCCCCUAAACGCCCCUCUCCGCCGCGGCUCGACACAGACCGGAACUGGGGCGAGAGGCGGCCAGCCCCAGACCGGAAGCGGAAGCGUGGGGCGCUGCCGUGGAAAGAGCCUGCGGGGCUGGCUGCGUGGGGUGCGCUGUCUUCUUCGCGCGGGACCUGCUUCACGUGGGCCCGGCCUGAGCGCGCUGUGCCGACCAGAGGAGGAGCGUCCGGGCUCUUCCGCUGCCUGUUGUCCGGGGAAAUUCCCGUCUGAGUCACAGGAUGGCGGCCGUGGCUCUGCCCCCCACUUGUGCUCAGCCUUCCCUGUACUCAGCCUCUCCUCGGAACGGACGCACGGAGGAGGAAGGGUUGGCUAAGGGCUUCCUGACCGGCUGGUUACCGCACUCGGUGACCUUCGAGGAUGUGGCCGUGGAGUUCACCCAGGAGGAGUGGGCCCUGCUGGACCCUUCUCAGAGAACACUGUACAGAGACGUGAUGCAGGAGAACUGCAGGAACCUGGCCUCGCUCGGAUGUCAUGUUGAUAAACGCAGUCUGACCUCCCAGCUGGAGCAGGAAGACAAAGUGAUGACACAGGAGCGAGGAAUUCUUCCAGGCACCUGUCCAGGUUUGGAGACUGUACUUAAAGUCAAGUGGUUAACUCCUAAGAAGCACGUUUUUAGAAAAGAACAUUCCAAUGGUAUUAAAGCGGAAAGAAAUCAUCUCGGAGUGAAAGUCAAUGAAUGUAAUCAGUGCUUUAAAGUCUUCAGCACAAAAUCUAACCUCACUCAGCACAAGAGAAUUCAUACUGGAGAAAAACCCUAUGACUGUAAUCAGUGUGGCAAGUCCUUCAGCAGUAGAUCCUACCUGACCAUUCACAAGAGGAUACACAAUGGGGAGAAGCCCUAUGAGUGCACGGACUGUGGCAAAGCCUUCAAUGAUCCCUCAUCCCUUAGGCUGCACGUGAGAAUUCACACUGGAGAAAAACCCUACGAAUGUAAUCAGUGUUUCCAUGUCUUCCGCACCAGUUGUAACCUCAAAAGCCACAAGAGAAUUCAUACGAGAGAGAAUCACCAUGAAUGUAAUCAGUGUGGCAAGGCCUUCAGCACGAGGUCCUCCCUCACCGGGCAUAAUAGUAUUCAUACGGGGGAGAAACCUUAUGAGUGCCACGACUGUGGGAAAGCCUUUAGGAAGAGCUCCUAUCUGACCCAGCACAUGAGAACUCAUACUGGAGAAAAACCCUAUGAGUGUGAUCAGUGUGGAAAAUCCUUCAGCAGUAGCUUUUCUCUUACUGUGCACAAGAGAAUUCACACUGGGGAGAAACCCUAUGAAUGCAGUAACUGUGGGAAAGCAUUCAAUAAUCUCUCCGCUGUUAAGAAACAUGUGAGGACUCACACUGGAGAGAAACCCUACGAAUGUAAUCAUUGUGGAAAAUCUUUCACCACUAACUCUUACCUUUCUGUGCACAAGAGAAUUCAUAAUAGGUGGAUAUGAGUACAGUAAUUAGGAAAGCAUUCAUCGAUCUCUUAACCCUCAGACAACUGACGGUAACUCACUAGAUGGGUGAGUUAUCUGCUGCUGCCUAACAACUUUCCCUCCAAAACAUAGUGGCUUCAAACCUCAUACAUUUAUUAUAAUUUCUGUAGGUCGGGAAUCCGGAAGCAACUUAGCUGUGUAGUCCUGGCACAGAAUCUGUCAUGAGGUGAAAUCAAGAUGUCUGCUGGAGCCACAAUCAUUGGAGUCUUUACUGAUACAGAAUCUGCUUCCAGAAUGGCUCACUCACAUGUCUAGCAAGUUAAUGCCAGUUGUUGGCAGAGAAUCUUCAUUACUUCACUCUCCAGAGGGCCAAGUAUCUUCAUGAUGUAGCAUCAGGUUCCUCCCAAAGCAUUUGAUCUACAGGAGAGCUAAUGCAGAAGCCACAUUGUCUUUUUUGACCCAUCCUCAGGAGGACAUACUAUCAUUUCUUCCGUACUGUAUUGCUUACAGAGUGGGAAGAAACAACACAGGGUGUGUGUGUGUGUGUGUGUGUGUGUGUGUGUAUAUAUAUAUAUAUAUAUAUAUAUUAGGAGACAGAUCAUAAGGAACCAUCUGAGGAGUUUCCAUGAAAUCAGUGAAGAAAAGCCUUUAGCAGACUCUCAUUCUGCCAAUCUAUUGUAUAUGAAGUAGCCCUCGGUAACUUAAUUCCCUCUGGAGAGAAACCUCAUGAGUGCAAUCUUUGUGGUAAGCUUUCAGCUCAAACUCAUCCUAAUGUGCACAAAAGAUUAUGUGUGGAGAGAAACCUGAGGAGCGCAGUAGCUAUAGGAAAGCCUUCAGUGAUAUCUCUAGGGAGUCACAUAACAGUUCACACUAAGGGAAAAACCUUAAGACUAUCCUCAGAAUGCAAAAGCCUUCAGCGACACUCAUCCCAUAGAGCACAUGUGAGAAAUCACUACAGAGGAAUCCUAAAAGGAAUGUGGGAAACCCUUCAGCACAAGCGUUUGCAUUACUGAGCGAAAGAUGGGGAGAGAUUCCGAAUACAAUUACUGUGGGAAAGCCUCGAAUGUUCUCUCAGUUUUUAAGAGACACGAGGGUUUAUUCUGGAGAGAAAUUCUCUUCGAAUGUCAUCAGUACUGGAAAGUCAUUUUUCCACAUUCCUUAGGAAACAGAAUUCACUGCAAAGACACUUGUGAAUAUAAAGACUGAGGGAAGGCCUUUGAUGAUACCUCUUACAUUAGGAAAAAUAGGAAGUUUUCUUUGGAGGCAAAAGUUGUGAGUGUAUCAAUUUGGAAAAAAUCUUUCAGUGAUUCUUUGUUGGUUUGUGAGAACUCACAUUGUAGGGAAACCCUAGAAAAGUGAUGCCUCAGCUCUUUACUGAGGGGCCACAAAAUAAGUUAAACUGGGAAUGGAAAUUAUCGAUUUUGAGUGUGGGUUUACCUUUAUCUCGUCCUAAGAUCGGGCCACUAGUUCAUUAAUUUUCAGUCUUUUUGUUUUAGUAUAAACACGUCUUAUAGCCAUACCUAAAAUAAACCUUAAAUUAUGUUCCAUAGUUUUGUAUGUAACAUGUUAACUCUAAUUUACUCUUUAAAAACAUCAGUACAUAGCAUAUCCAAAAAGACAUUUCUGAAUAUCUCCUGAGUGAAUUAGUUUAUCAUUAGUGGAAAUUAGACCGUAUUUACUAUAUACUUUUUCUAGUUUAAUGGCAUUUUUGUCAGGUAAGCGGACUUUACGAUGCUGAUUGUUUUUUAUCUUUCUCCUCUAGUAUGGCAUUUUGUUUAGCUUCUUUCCCAAUGCCCAUCGUCCCCCACUCAUUUACGUAAAAAAUGUUUUCGUUGUCAUUCAAGUUGUCAAUGAGGAUUAAAAAUGCGCAACUUAUAAGGCUUCUCUGAGGCCCAGAGAGGUAUUGCCUGGCUCUGCUGACCAUGAGGAGUAGGUAGAAGUCACUGGGGAGAACACCAUCUGGCUCGUUCCCCACCUGUAUCCUGUUCGUCUUACCCGUGCUUUCUCUUGAAAGUCGACUCGAGGCCAAGAGUCAGAAGUGCUCUAUUUUGAUCGUGAUGCCAGACACCAUAGUGCAGCACAAAAUGACAGUGACAUGGGCUCCCCCUGGACCUCUGAUUGGCGGUCUCAGCUCUGGACUGCUUAUGCCCAGACUACUCCUUACAUGAUUAAAAGUAACCUCUAACUGGUUGAAGCCAAAGUCUUUUUCUCGGGGGGUUUGUUUUUGAGGUGGUGGUCUGUUCAUGUCCAGCCGAAUGCAAUAUCUAACUAGGAAACCUAUUAGUUGGUCCCAUUUGAUAAGUGUUCCAUGUUUCUUUGAAAAUAAUGUAUAUUCUCUAAGUUUUCGAUGUAGACUAUGUGCCCAUUAACUCAAGUUAAUUGUGUUUUCAGAUAUAGUAUGUACAUUCAGGUUUUUGUCCUCAAACUUAUUUAGUGGUAGAUGUCUAUUAAAGUCUUCUAAGGAUAUGGAUUAACAGUUUUUUUGUGUGUGUCAUUUCUGUCAUUUUUUUCUUUAUAUAUUUGGAUGUAUAACUAAAUACAUUCAGGAUUAGUUUUUUUUCCUUGUGAAUUGUUCCUUUUUAUGUAGGGGUCAUUUUUUUAUAAUGAAGUAUUUCAGUACAUUAAUAAAUGACUAAACAUUU
This is a messenger RNA of Herpailurus yagouaroundi (jaguarundi), 4248 nucleotides long. Its product is annotated as zinc finger protein 558. Gene Ontology annotation, molecular function: RNA polymerase II cis-regulatory region sequence-specific DNA binding; DNA-binding transcription activator activity, RNA polymerase II-specific. The record is from RefSeq and is a predicted model, not a curated record. Gene Ontology annotation, biological process: regulation of transcription by RNA polymerase II. Lineage: Eukaryota; Metazoa; Chordata; Mammalia; Carnivora; Felidae. The coding region runs from base 416 to 1624 and encodes 402 amino acids. Gene Ontology annotation, cellular component: nucleus. The transcript is spliced from 7 exons.